This is a messenger RNA of Selaginella moellendorffii, 2614 nucleotides long. Its product is annotated as pentatricopeptide repeat-containing protein At2g35030, mitochondrial-like. The record is from RefSeq and is a predicted model, not a curated record. The transcript is spliced from 2 exons. The coding region runs from base 327 to 2597 and encodes 756 amino acids. NCBI's taxonomy places the organism in Eukaryota, Viridiplantae, Streptophyta, Lycopodiopsida, Selaginellales, Selaginellaceae. Gene Ontology annotation, molecular function: protein binding.
UUCAUAGCGAUCAAGAGGAUAAGUCUUCAUAAAUCGAGAAUUCUUCGUAGAUUUCGAGCAUUCUUUCUCACAAGCUGCUAGCGAUCAUCAGAAUUCCUAAAUUUCAAGAGCAUUCUUUCUUCUAUCGAUCAUAUUUCUUCCUCGCGCCCAGUUCUAACGUGUUCUUCACAGCAAUCUAGUGGAUAGCCAAUGCUUUCGAGCAUUCUUGCGAUCUAGUGGAUAGCCAAUGCUUCUUCGUACAUUUCGCGCAUUCUUUCCCACAAUUUCUCUUCGUCUACCUCCGAAGAGCGAUCAGUGGACUGGAGUCUCGGUUUCAAGGGGAUUGUAUGGCCUGCGCGGCACACAUUGCGCAGCUCCUAAAGUCUUGCAAAGCUUCCCGGGAUCUCUCCGAGGCACGGCGUCUUGACGCUCGCAUAGCGGCUUCUCGCGAGCUCCAGCACGACAGGUACCUCUUGAAUCUCCUCGUCGAGGCCUAUGGCAAGUGUGGUAGCACCCGAGACGCUUGCGCGGUCUUUGACAGGAUCCAAGCUCCAAACCACUUCUCCUGGAACAUCAUGCUCGACGUCUACGCUCGAAACGGGAAGCUUUGCGAGGCCAGGGAAGUGUUCGACCAGAUGCCCAGCAAGGACGCCAUCUCCUGGAACACCAUGCUCUCGGCGUAUGCCCGGCAGGAUCAUACACUCCAAGCGCAAGAACUCUUCGCCAAGAUGCCGCAAAAGGACGUCGUCUCUUGGAACUCCAUGCUCACUCUCUACGCCAGCAGCGGCCAGCCCCUCCAUGCGAAGCUCCUCUUCGAGAGAAUGCCGCUCCAGAGCGAAGCCACUGUCACGGUGAUGAUCCAAGUCUUCUCGCAGCUAAGUUUGAUCGAAGACGCGAGGAGGGUCUUCGAAAGCAUCCCCGAGAAGACCCCGAUUCUCUGGAACGCGAUGAUCAUGGCCUAUUCGCGGAGCGGCAAUGCGAAAGAAGCCGCCACCUUGUUUCAACAGAUGCCCAACAAGGAUAUAGUUUCAUGGAAUUCCUUGCUCACUUCCCUCGUCCAGGAAGGAUGCCUGGACGAUGCCAGGAAAAUCUUUGAUGCCAUGCCCGAUACCAGCAUUGUCUCGUGGAAUCUCAUGGUGGCCGCGUACUCACAACUUGGUCACGUAGACGAGGCCGUCACCUUGUUCGAGACAAUGCCGUACAAGACCAUCGCUGCGAGUACGGCGCUCAUACAAGCGUUUUGUCACGAGGGGUUUCUCGACAAGGCGAGAGAUUUGUACGAGAGUUUCCCGGAGGAGAAUCUCCAGGCAUCGAAUUCGAUGCUCCUGGGAUAUGCCCAUUCUGGGUAUAUGGACGAAGCCAGCGCCCUCCUUGCUCGGAUGUCUGUGAGGGAUGUAGAUUCCUGGAACAUUAUGAUCCUGGGAUAUGCCCGGGAUGGGCAUCUCCGCGAGGCCGAGUGUGUGUUCGAAAACAUGCCGGAGAAGUCCGUCUCGUCGUGGAACUCGAUGAUCACGUCGUAUGCCCGGAAUGGGUAUAUAGCGGAAGCUAGAGCGGUGUUUGAUUCCAUGGUGAGGAGGGACGUAGUGUCUUGGAACGCGAUCAUCCAAGCCUACAUUCUUGCAGAAGAUCUCGCGAAAGCCGAGGAUCUCUUCUGUACAGCCCCUGAAAAGAAUACCGUGACUUGGACUUCGAUGAUCCAAGCUUAUGCUCGCAACAACGAGAUUGCAAAGUCUAGAGGGCUUUUCGAGGCAAUGCCACGCAAGGAUUUGAUCGCGUGGAGGGUGAUGCUCACGGGAUAUGCCCAAAACGGGCAUCCAGACGAAGCCAUGGAGCUCUUUGCGAGAAUCCCUCACAAGAGCUCGAGUUUGUGGAACACUAUGAUCGGGGUCUACUAUACGGCAGGAAGAAUCUCCCAAGCCAGAAACAUAUUCGAGAGCAUCAAUCCAAAACCAAGCAUUUGCUGGAGCACCCUUACCGCAGCAUAUGCCCGUUCUGGUCAUGUGCUGCAGGCAGCAGAAUUGUUCCACCAACAUCCCAGCCCGGAUCUCGAAACUUUCAUCACUAUGAUCACAGCGUACGGAAAGUCUGGCCUAGUAGAAGAUGCCAAAAGAAUCUUUUACGCCAUCAAGGAGCCAAACCCAAUGGCCUGGAAUGCGCUCUUCGCGGCAUAUGCCCAGAACAGCCACCUUGCCAGCGCGAGAUUCCUCUUCGAUACCCUUCCCCGCCGCGACGCCGUGUCGUGGACAGCGAUGGUGGGCGCGUAUGCCCACAGCGGGCAUAGCGGCCUGGCUUGCGAGCUCUUCCAAGAAAUGGAGAUCCACGGCGUGGCACCCGAUGGGAUCACUUUCAUCGCGCUCCUGGGCGCUUGCAGCCACCUGGGCAGGAUCAAGCACGCGGGCAGCUACCUCAAUUCCUUCCCGGAGCGAGAAAUCGCCCCAAUUGUGGAUCACUACCAAUGCAUUGUCGACGGCCUCGCGAGAUCCGGGCAGCUGGAACAAGCCCGGGAUUUGAUCCGGGAAAUGCCGUUCGAGCCGAUCGCGGCGGCGUGGACAUCGCUGCUUGGCGCGAGCAAAUUCCAUGGGGAGCUUCUUGCCCUAAUUCCCGGGCUUGGUUUCUAGGGCUGACGUGUUGGGGG